Messenger RNA from Andrographis paniculata, 2042 nucleotides. RefSeq lists its product as uncharacterized. The record is from RefSeq and is a predicted model, not a curated record. The transcript is spliced from 12 exons. NCBI's taxonomy places the organism in Eukaryota, Viridiplantae, Streptophyta, Magnoliopsida, Lamiales, Acanthaceae. The coding region runs from base 119 to 1711 and encodes 530 amino acids.
CCUACGUAACGUGACGCAACGGCAGAUAGCGAGUGAGCGAGUCAGUGAGCGAGUCCUUCACUCCGCCGUCACAAAAACCUCCCCAAGUUCCCAACGACGUUCGAUUCGACGAUGAUCAAUGGUGACGAAGAUGAUGCCACACCAUCCCAAUCACGGCAACCCUCCUCCGCCGCCUCUUUGCACUGUUAGGUCUCCUCUCCCUUCGCCUUCGCCUUCGUCUUCCCCCAUGUCCCUGGAUGCCCCCUCUAGAGUUCGAUUAUCCGAUAUUCUGCCCUACGACGGCGCCCCCAUGGGCCCCUACGUAAAAGCACUCGAUACCUUGUCCACUUCCCUCAUGCGCUACAACGCCGCCGUAAUUGAGCUUGGCUCCGACGAUGCUGCCUUGCUCCGCUGCGCCCUUGAGUCUUCCCGCCUUUACUUUCGCACAAGGAAGGCUGGCCGAGGGGUUUACACCUACAGGGCUGGAAGGUCUUUGGAAGAUGUGGAUUCAUAUCCUCCGUGCUUGGCUGACACUUUCAGAUGCAUGGGGAGAGCAGCUCGUGCUGCUUUGAGUGCAAUAGCGAGACAUCUUCGGCUCCGUAGCGAUGUUUUCAAUCACUUGCUUGAUGAUUGCCCGUUGCCCGCUAACGAGCCAUCUUCAUCAGUUCUCAUUGCCACAUUCUCCCAGUCCCAGUUAUCCACGCAUGGGAAAAAUGCAAAUGGAGGAGGGAAGCCUGUGUUAGGUUAUGAAGUUGAGAAGGGUUUGCUAGUGUUGAUAUCCUCUGAUGUCCCUGGUAUUCAGGUUUGCGACCCCAAUGGCUGUUGGUAUCAAGCAGAUAGAGGCUUGGCACCUGGGGACCUUUUGCUGCUUACAGGAAAGGUUCUCAGCCAUACAACUGCAGGACUUCGACCUGCUACCUCAUAUCGAGCCACACCAGAUAAUCUUGUGAUCCCUGGAAGUGUUGGAAGAACCUCGCUGGCAUUUAGACUCAUGCCACAAGGGAGUGCAAUAUUGGAUUGUGCUCCAAUUGCUGCAGCUGGGCAUGUUAUUUCUCAGAACUUUGUGCCAAUAUCAGUACGCCAGUUUAUGGGUGAGCUCUCAGCUGAGGAAGAUGGGUUGUGUAAUCACACUGAUAAUGCUUAUGUAUCUGCAGAUGACUUUAAUAAGGAACCGUCGUUGAGAAGUGUUUUGUCAGAUCCUUUGUCGGGUGCAUUCCUUGAGGAUGCCAUGCUGGUUUCUUGUGGGCAUUCAUUUGGUGGUCUAAUGCUACGAAAAGUCAUUGAAACAUCCAAAUGUACCCUCUGCAAUUCAGAAAUUAAGGCUGGAUCUAUGAUCCCAAAUCACGCUUUGAGGGCUGCAGCUCUGACAGUGAAACAAGAGGACGAUCGUCGACUUUUUCAUAAUGCAGCUCUGCGGAAGCGCAGGAAGGAGGCAAAUGAGAACAGGGAAAACGGCGAUGCAACUCCAGAAAAUGGUUCACAUAGAGCCUUACAAUAUCCUUUCUCGGUUAAUGAGAAGGUUGUCAUCAAGGGAAAUAGGCGGACACCUGAUAAGUUUGUCGGCAAGGAGGCUGUGAUUACAUCACAAUGCUUGAAUGGCUGGUAUUUGCUUAAAAUUAUUGAGAGUGGCGAAAAUGUGCGGUUACAAUACCGUUCGCUGAGAAAAAUCCCAGCAUCCCAUGAUUCAGAGGAGAGAUGCACAUCCCAACCACUUGAGAGUCGCAGCAGCUAGUUUUGGGAUAUGAAUAUGCAUAUAUAUAUAUAUAUAUAUAUCAUUGUUUGAUAGAAUGUUUGUUAACAUAAAUUUAGGGAUAGGGAAAGGGAAAGGGAAGGUUAAGCUUCUGUAUCAGCUAGUUUUAUUGUUGUUCUAGGUUGUGUAGAUACAAGCCAGAUAAGAGCAGGACAGAAAGAGUGGUUGCUAGUUCCAACUUCUUAGUGUAAAAAUGUUUGGUAGCUAAGCAUGUCUUUCAGAUUACUAGACUACUUUUUUCCUAAAUGUCUUUUAGACUUGGUGUUCAAAUCAUUUAUUUAUGUUAUGUUGAAUGAAUCUACCAGUUGUUAAA